Messenger RNA from Salmo salar (Atlantic salmon), 2006 nucleotides. NCBI's taxonomy places the organism in Eukaryota, Metazoa, Chordata, Actinopteri, Salmoniformes, Salmonidae. The record is from RefSeq and is a predicted model, not a curated record.
GGACAAGACCAUUUUCUACAUACAUCACACAUUCACCUAUAUUGGGCACAUGAUUUUAAUCACGGAUUAUUAUUGAUUAUCUCUUAUUUUGACAAGAACGCUAGCUAGCUAGGUGGCUGCGGACUGGUAAAGUAACAGUAUUCCAUCAACGGUACCUCUGAAUAGCGGGCGGGAGGUGGGGCCGUGGCCCAUUUCACUUCCUUAAUGCAACAACUCCAUCACGUCAGGGGCACGAAACGGAGGGACGGCGGUGGAAACCUUUCUCAACUUUUUUCCUUGGGAUAUAUUUAUUUAAUCGAAGCCACUUUUGGUGACUAUGGCUGCUCUUUCAGCCUGGUUUUGGAACGAGAGAUUUUGGCUCCCACAUAAUGUGACUUGGGCGGACCUUGCAGACCCAGCGCCCGGGGUGGAGUAUCCAAAAGCCAGUCACUUGCUCUCUGCCUUACCGCUGGCUUUGGGGAUCUUUGUGGUCAGAAUACUAUUUGAGAGGUUCAUAGCCAGUCCAUGUGCCUUCCUCUUGCAUAUUCACGCUGCCUCAGUCCACUGGCGAGCCACACCCAACCCUAUCCUGGAGAAGGUGUUUACAUCCAACACAAAGUGCCCAGACUGGCGACACCUGGAUGGGUUAUCUAAGCAGCUGGACUGGGAUGUGAGGAAGGUCCAGCGAUGGUUCAGACAAAGACGCAACCAGGAUAAGCCCAGCAUACUCACCAAGUUCUGUGAGAGCAUGUGGAGGUCUACAUUUUAUCUGUGCAUAUUUACCUAUGGGAUUCGUUUUCUUUGGCAGUGCCCAUGGAUGUGGGAUACACAGCACUGCUGGUACAACUACCCCUACCAGGUCCUGACUCCAGGCCUGUACCACUACUACGUGACUGAGCUGGGCUUCUACUGGUCCCUCAUGUUCUCUCAGUUUACUGACAUCAAACGCAAGGACUUUCCCAUCAUGUUCAUCCAUCACCUAGCAACGGUGAGCCUGAUCAGUUUCUCCUACGCUAACAACAUGCUACGUGUUGGGAGUCUGGUGAUGUGUGUCCACGAUGCAUCAGACUUCAUACUGGAGGCAGCCAAGCUGGCCAACUACGCCAAGUACCAGCGGUUGUGUGACUUCCUGUUUGUUCUGUUUGCAGUAGUCUUCUUCAUCACACGGCUCGUCAUCUACCCUCUACGGAUCCUGAACACAACGUUGUUUGAGAGCUGGGAGAUCAUUGGACCAUACCCUUCCUGGUGGCUCUUCAACUGCCUACUGCUGGUGCUACAGAUGCUGCACGUCAUCUGGUCCUACCUCAUAGCCGGGAUAGCCUACAAGGCCUUGGUCCGAGGAAAGGUGUCUAAGGAUGACCGCAGUGACGUGGAGAGCAGCUCGGAGGAGGAGGCUGACACCAACGGGACCAACGACAGGGGGGUUAAAAUGGCUUUCUCUCCAAAGGCAGAGAACGGCACCAAUGGCACCAACGGCCACGCCGUCACCACUAAAAGCUGGCCACAGAUACGCACCAGCAGCAGAACUAACAAUGAUCGGUGACUAUGACAGCAUACGAUGGAUGAAUAGACACACUACUGUGACCCAUAGAAUCAAAACUGAUGAAAUGAAGAAAAAAAUGUGCAUUCCCUGAUGUCAAGUGAAUGGGUCUGUAGAUAUUUGCAGUACCUUAUGAACAUAGAACAUUUGCUUGUAUUCCAUUUGUUUAAUGUGAUGCUGCAGUUUGCUGGAGAUGAUCUAUUCUCUCCUUUUUAUUGGUCAGGUGAACUUGAGUUACUACUGUAUAUUUUAAGUAAUUGUUCAGUUACUUUGUUUCUGCUCAGUUCUGUUGACUGUUUCUAUAUUAUUAAUAUGAGACCAAUGUUUAACAUUUUUAAAAUGUCUUUGGUAAAAAAAUGCAUACGAAUUUAAAUGUGAAGAAGCCAACAGAAUCCUCUUCAGUGGAGAUCAUUCAUAGAUGUGGUGUGUAUUAGGGCUAAUAAUGUGAGUGUUGAGUAGAGACAAAAAUAGAUGUUUAUUUGUGUAA